Talpa occidentalis (Iberian mole) is the source of this 6855-nucleotide messenger RNA. It is a transcript of the gene ZNF286A, whose product is annotated as zinc finger protein 286A. Gene Ontology annotation, biological process: regulation of transcription by RNA polymerase II. Lineage: Eukaryota; Metazoa; Chordata; Mammalia; Eulipotyphla; Talpidae. Gene Ontology annotation, molecular function: DNA-binding transcription factor activity, RNA polymerase II-specific; RNA polymerase II cis-regulatory region sequence-specific DNA binding. The transcript has 6 exons. Bases 312 to 1865 code for a protein of 517 amino acids. The record is from RefSeq and is a predicted model, not a curated record.
CGCCGCUCCUCUCCGCUGGCCGCAGUGCUAGCCCCGGGGGAGGAUCCGUCCGUGCCGAGUCGGGGCUGGAGUGCUCGUUAAAGGGACCUCAAGCACCGACCAUGCGUCCCAUCCCCGCGCGCUCGGGUUACAGAUUCGCAGGACCCAGCCGGGAUCCAGCGUGAGGAAGAAACCCGAACUGACCUGACUGACGCUUUUACAGUCCAGAAGGAAGACAGGAAGGGGAGCACGAGGCCUGAGGGGCUUCUCACCCAGAGAAGUCUGAAUUGGAGGAAGAUCAGAAUCCUCACAACGGGGAGGAGGGGGUGGUCAUGGCGACAGAUUUGACCGAAAUGGCCGAGGAAAGAGUUCUGUCUUCUCGGGAUUCUCCCUUUAACCAAGAGAAAAGCACAGAAGUGGCAGCUCUGCGCCUCACAGCCAGGUCCCAGGCAUCAGUGACAUUCAAGGAUGUGGCCAUGGACUUUACCCCAGAGGAGUGGGGGAAACUGGAUCCUGCACAGAGAGACGUGAUGUUGGAGAACUAUAGGAACCUGGUCUCAUUUUGGCUUCCAGUUUCCAAACCUGAUAACUACAAUUUGGAGCAUGAGAAAGAACCACUGAUGCUUGAGAGAAAACCUCCCAAAAGCAGCUAUUCAGACCUGGAGACUAGACCUGAGAGCAAUGGUUCAACUGCAAUAGAAGAUUUUUCCAAAGAAGAAUCGUGCCAGGUUGCAAUAAUAGAUAGACUGGCAAGGAAUAAUGUCUAUGACUCCAACUUGGAAACAAGUCUAGAAUGUGAAAAUUGGUUAGAGAAUCAGCAGGAAAAUAAAGAGGGACAUUUAGAAAUGUUCACCCAAGUGAAAUCUCUCCCUGAAGAAAGAGCUCAUGAGCAUGAUAUAUAUUGGAAAAACUUAGGCCAAAACUCUGCCCUCCUCACUCAAGACAGAAUUCCCAAGAGACCCUAUACCUUUCAUGCACUUGAAAAAAGAUCAAAACAGAAACAAAACUUAUUGAAGAAGCAGAAAACCUAUAAGGAGAAAAAGCCUCAUAAAUGUAAUGAUUGUGGUGAACUAUUUACUUACCAUUCAGUGCUUAUUCGACACCAGAGAGUCCAUACAGGAGAGAAACCCUAUAGCUGCAAUGAAUGUGGGAAAUCUUUUAGCCAUAGAGCUAAUUUAACUAAACAUCAGAGAACUCAUACUAGAAUUCUUUUUGAAUGCAGUGAAUGCAAGAAAGCCUUUACUGAAAGUGCAUCCCUUGCAAUACAUCAGAGAAUUCACAUUGGAGAGAGACCAUAUGAAUGCAAUGAGUGUGGAAAAGGCUUUAAUCGAAGUACACAUCUUGUGCAGCAUCAGCUAAUUCAUACUGGAGUGAAACCUUAUGAGUGUAAUGAAUGUGAUAAAGCUUUCAUUCAUUCAUCAGCACUCAUUAAACAUCAAAGAACUCAUACUGGAGAGAAACCCUAUAAAUGUCAGGAAUGUGGGAAAUCCUUUAGCCAUUGCUCAUCCCUUACUAAACAUCAGAGAGUCCAUACCGGAGAAAAGCCAUAUGAAUGUAGUGAGUGUGGAAAAACCUUUAGUCAGAGCACACAUCUUGUUCAGCAUCAGAGAAUUCAUACUGGAGAGAAACCCUAUGAGUGUAAUGAAUGUGGGAAAACUUUCAGCCGGAGCUCAAAUUUUGCUAAACAUCAAAGAAUUCAUAUUGGAAAAAAACCAUACAAAUGUAGUGAAUGUGGAAAAGCAUUCAUUCAUUCUUCAGCUCUUAUUCAACAUCAGAGGACUCAUACUGGGGAGAAACCCUAUAAAUGUAAUGAAUGUGGGAAAAGCUUUAAGUGCAGUUCCUCCCUUAUCCGACAUCAAAGAAUUCACACUGAAGACCAACCCUGAAAAAUUAUUGAAGAAAUGUAAGUUGUUUUUCACACUGUGUUAAGUCCUGGAGUGUUUAGGUGGAAGACCCAUAAAAUGCUGCUUGAAUAUCCAUCUGUAUGCAUCUAAUGUUACUUGCAUAAUAGCAAGUCUAUGAGCCAUAAACCAUUGGUUUAUUAAUUGUGAAAAUUUCUAACUUUCUGUCAGCAAUCUCAAAUUUUGAUCCCCAGCUCUCCCAUAUACCUUUUCGUAGAAAUUCAAGAAAUUCUUGGGAGUGCGCUGACAAUAUAAUAGUGUAAUACUCAAUUUUCCCCUUCCUUUGUCACAUCAAAGUCCUGUUAACACUUCUCACUUUGUAAAGUAGUUCAUAUUUUGUGGGGUAAGCAGAGGGUUCCUCUUUGAAUCCAAAGAGAUAUCCAGAAAGUCUCAUUUAUUUUAUAUUAGCUGUAAACUCUUAAAGGCUAAGUUCAACUAUACUUCGGAUUUUGUCCCUCCCCCAGAACAUGACUGUCCAAUGAACGUAAUUAGACUGUAUCUAUAUAUGAGGUUCUAAAUUAAUAUUCCUGUGGAUUGUGUUGGUCAUAAAUUUAGGUAAUUGCCAUUCUUCUGCUAUUUAGCAGUUUAUCAAUUUUCUGCUUUCUUGAGAUUUACCCUAAAGUAGAGAAUGGGUCAAAACAUUAACUUUUUAUCAAGUCCCUCUAAUUUUUUUCUUAGUAUUGGGUGAAUCCUUGGCUGUCUGUGUCCACAGUAACAGGGAGGCUUCAUUCAUUACAUUAUUCUGUUUUCUAUAAACUGUGUCGCUUUAAGAAGACAUGGAAUAUUGAGGAUCUGAAAAGUUUAUGGGUUCAAAAUGUUAUACUUAGGGUCCCAGUCAAGAAGAUCUGAAGCAACUGUGAGACACAAGGACAUGCCUUCCUGUCAGAAAAGGAAAAUAGCUCAUAGGUUAGUGAUUCACUUGAGGAUAAAGAGCUUCCCUCCAUGACAAAGUUGCCAUUUUUCUGGCCUUUACGUUUACCCACCUUUUUUGUUGUUCUUUUUCUCUGUAUAUGUUGGUCUUUGUUAUAUACUAAAAUCCUAAAGAAAAUAGAAAAGGCAUGAAAUCCAAUGAUGUAUUGAUAUGUUCCAUAGUGACCAAAAACCAGUAGUGGCAUUGGAAAAAUAAGCAAAUAUUCAAAUAAAUAUUUAGCAAAACACAAAUUUCAGUUUUUAUCAUUAUAUAUUGUGUGGAAAGGUGAUAGAAACGAUAGAGGAAAACAUAGGUCUCAGGUUUUUUUCUUUCUCUUCUCCUAAAUCUUAGCCCUUUUGAACAUCCAGCUGCCAGUCCAUGCCCUUGUCCCCUCUAUGCUAUCCCUGUUACCUCUUUAAUUCUCUCUCUGUGGGCUUUAGUUUCAUUAUUGAGGAAAAAUAGAAGGGAAAAGUUUAAAGAAUUGGUGGUAGUGACAAGAUCAGUAAGGAUGAAUCAAGUCUAAAUCCAGCAAUAGUAGAAAUACAAGAAAAGAAUAGAAAAAUGAAAGGAUUGGAAGGAGGUUUUAGAAAAGAGUUAAAAUGGUUUUAAAAAGACUCAGUGGGGUAUAGGUGUUUGGGAAGCCUCAAGGUCAGAGAAGUCAGGUAAGGAGAAUGGGUGGCACAGAAAUAAAAAUGAAAAAGGGGCUCAACCUUUUUCACUACUGUAAUAUUCAGUAUUGUCUAAAGCAAAAAUUGACAAACUAUCCUGGACCCACACACCAAGUCCAGCUUGCUGCCUUUUCUCUCAAUGUGUUUUGGAACUCAGCCAUACUCUCAUUUAUAUAUUGUCUUUGACUAUUUUUCUCCUGCUCUGCCAGAAUUGAGUAGUUGCAGUAGAGAUUAUAUGUCUUAAAAAGCCUAAAAUACUUGCUAUCUCUCAAUAUGCCAAAUGUUUGCGUGAGAAAAAAGUUUAUUAUUUGGGUACCAAAUUUUGACUAACAAGAUAAACAUGGGCUUUCCAAUGCUGUACUUGAAUUCUGCCACCUCCACUUAGCAAUUAUGUGACCUCAGAAAGCUGCUUUACUCUCUGAGCCUUGGUUUAUCUGUAUAAUGGGAAUAAAUCAUCCCUGUCAUAAGAUUGUUGUGAGGAUUGCAUAGGACAGUGUACAUAAAGGAUCUUGCAUACAAAAAAAACAGCUAUACAAAAAACCUCCAUGUAUUUGUAUUUUUUAAAUAACCCUUAAAAAAUCAGUCCAUUUGUUCUGCUAUAACAGAUGUAUCACAGAUGGGGUGCCUUAAACAAUAAGCAUUUCUCAUAAUUCUGGUGACUGGGAAAUCCAGGGUCAGGGCACUCGCACAGUGCCUGGUGAAGGUCAGCUGUUCUUAGACAGACAUCUUUUUGUUGUCUCCUCACAUGGUGGAAGGGCAAGGGAGCUCUCUAGGGUCCCUUGUAUAAGAGCUCUGGUUUCGUACAUGAGGGCUCAGCCCAUGUGAUCUAAUUGCUUCCCGAAGACCCCACCACCUAACAUAACCACAUUGGGAUUAGGUUUCAACACAAAUUUGAGGGCAGCAAAAAUAUUCUAUCCAUAGGAAGUGGCUAAAUUAUCUAUCAGUAGAAAUAGUUAAUGGUUGUCUUCAUUAUCCUCUGUAUACUGUCAGAACUGACCAUUCUGCUCUCUGGCUUAGAGGAGCUUCAUUUUUUCUGCUCUUGCUUCCAUUUGGUGCCUCCCUACACAACCUUCUUGAGAUUUUGUGGAAUCUUUUUUUUCCUUGAGUACCACUUACCCAGGGGCUAUCUGAUGGUCCCAUAGACUCCAGUUUAUAAUCUAAUUACAGCUUAGUGUUCAGGGACUUGCUCGAAAUUAGCGUUUCUGAGGACUCCGACCUUUUCCAUUUCAGUAUUCUUUUUAUGCACAGUGUUAAAUCUGAGUAUGUGUUUGUACUCUGACAUGCACCUUGGAAGUUUUAAUGUUCUGCUUUUCAAAUGUUUUUGGUUACCUAUAAAUCAAAUUUGAUUGUUCUUUUGGCCCACUGUCAAUAAAGAUGUUGUUUAUAUAUCUAUUGUCAGAAACUUUUAUAAGUUGCUUUUAAUUGCUUAUAUAAGCCUAUUUUAAGGAAGACCAGACAUCAUUUUUUAGGAAACCAGUACUUUUCUGAUUGUUCGUUUGAGCAUCACAACUUCUGAGAGAUAAGGUGGGGCCUGCCCUCCACGCCCACACAUGCAUGAGAUGGUUGCAGGGUAGAGAAAGUGGUGCUGAGGGUUCUCAGGCCAAGUGCAGAUACUACUCAGCCUGGAUAACUUGGGGGAGAGUGGGACAGGGAAGAACUUCUUAUUAAAAGUAGUUUAAACUAGGCAGGCAGGAUGUAUUUUAAAAACCAGCACAUUGAUGUGUUUAAAAGCAUCUAAAUUGGUGAAGACAGUGUAUCAACCAACAGUAUAAAACAAUAGUAUAAUAUACAAAAUUACUCAAAUUAGUUGGCAAUUUAAUCAUUAAAUUUUCUGUUUAAGUCUCGUGAUUUUUAAGUUUCUUCAUUCACUUUUUUUCUGUUAAUAUUAUUUCAGGGCUCAGGGUAAAAGCUUUUUCCCUGCUUUCUCUAUUUCUGUGCUCUUUUCUAGGCCCCUCCUGGGGAGUCAGGAUCCAGAACCACUAACUUGUUCCUCACCACAGGUUUUAUUGAUGGAGGGGGUGGCGGGUAUUCCUCUGUAGUGAGGCAUAUAAUGUGGCAUCUAUGGGUUAUAUUAUAUUUUUGUGUGAUGGGCUCAAAAAAUUAGAUGUUUUCACUAAACCGUUGUUCUGUGUAUUUUUCACAAUGUAGCCUGUUUUUACUUAACCUAUGUCAGUCCAUAAACCAGGUAAUCUGCCCUUAGAUUGAAUUGACUAUAUGCAAAAUACAUACCUAACCUCCAUCCCACCUACCAGUUCACCCAUACAUUUGGGGGAUCUGAGGGAUGAAACCAGAGAUUUAGGCAUUCUAGAUCAGAACUGUUCACUUCCAUCUCUACUGUUGUUUCCUCUGCACUGGCUAUAUUUUCAUAGGUCUCCUCCAGUGGUAACAAAUGCAUCUCUUCCAAGUUUGCAUGGUUCUUAACAUUUGCAAUCACCAGGACACUGUCUAAAUAGUUCCAGCAAAAUCCCCAAGCAUUUUCUUGAAUCAUGCUAAUCACUGGAACAUUUACUGCCUUGGACACAACAGGGAACAUCACAGUGGAAGAGGUGAAGGAUUUCCUAGGCUCUUCAGAGGAAUCUGAGAAGAAUCUGAGAAACAUGGUAAAAGUUGAAACUCCAGCCGGUGCCAUCCUGAUCAAAUGAGGAGGGCCAGAAGUGCCUGACCACCACUUGCUCUGCUCAAAGCUGAGAUCCAGGAUCACUGGCCCCUCCACACCUGCUAACCUGGCAGCUCCAGUGGCACCUGCACACCACUGGUCCCAGGGCAGCCCCAGAGUGUGGGCCUGGAUUCCACCCAGAGGGCCUGAGGGGCUCCUGGCUACCCUGAGACUGGGUGCCACAGCUGGGGUUGGCAGCUGCUCUGCAUAGCCUCCCCCUUCCUUUGCAAAGAACAUAUUUCUAACACCUGUGCUGGGCAGAACAGAGUUCUAUAACUAUUUUGGUACUGCUCCUACCAGAUCCAGUCAGGAAAUUAUGUUUGUGUAUCUGGGGGUGUGGUCAGGAUGGGUUUCCCUGAGAUUGUACCUUGGGGUUUUUGUCAUUUUGUUAAAAUUAGUAGUUUUAAUAUUAAAAAUAGUGAUUUUUAAUAUUGAAAUAAAAGCACUUAAUAUCUAAAAAAUUAUUUAUUGCCUCAGGCUUGGGGUUCUCUCAUUGACCAGGUGUGAGUCUACUUAAAACCCUGCAGUUGGAGAGAGUGAAGUUCAUCCCACUCACUUGAAAGAGAUUUCAAUUCUUUCCUGGUUUUUAAUUAUUGUGAAGAUACUAUGAAAUUUGCUUUGAAAAGAAAGAGAUACCAAUAAAAAUAUGCAUACACUGCUUAUGUAGACACUUUUACGUUUUACUAUCACAUUCUUAAUUGCAAAAGUAGUUUAUAUUAUCCAGUGCAGGAAAAAAAAUGA